AUGUCUGACGCUAAAUAUUUUCAAAGAGGAAAGAUUCAAGAACUUCGAUCCGAAUUAAAUUCGGAAAAAAAAGAUAAACAAUAUACAAAGAAAAAAACAGUUUUGAAAAAAAUAGUAGCAAAUAUGACAAUGGGAAAUGAUAUGUCACCUUUAUUUUCUGAUGUAAUUAAUUGUAUGCAUAUACCCGUAUUAGAAAUAAAGAAAAUGGUUUAUCUUUAUCUUAUUAACUAUUCAAGAUCAAAACCUGACAUGGCUGUAAUGGCCAUUCCAACUUUUAUUAAGGAUGUGGAAGAUCAAAAUCCAUUGAUAAGGGCAUUAGCAAUAAGGACAAUGGGUUACAUUAAUGUAGAUAAAAUAGUUGAUGCGUUAGUUGAUCCAUUACGAAAUUCUUUAAAAGAUCAAGAUCCAUACGUUCGUAAAACUGCCGCAAUUACAGUGGCGAAGUUGUAUAUGCAUGAUAAAGCUUUGGUGGAAAGUAAAGGAUUUAUUGAUAUUUUAAGAGAUCUAUUAACCGAUCCAAAUCCAACUGUGGUUGCAAAUUCGGUUGCUGCUUUAACUGAAAUUUCUGAACGUUCAGAAAAUAUUUCAGUAAAAUUAAAUACGACCAUUGCUUAUAAAUUAGUUAGUGCCCUUAACGAAUGUUCCGAAUGGGGACAAACUUAUAUACUUGAAUCGUUGAUGCUAUGCGUUCCUCAAGAAAUGGGAGAUGCAGAAAUGUUAUGUGAACGUAUUGCACCACGUUUACAACAUGCAAACUCGAGUGUAGUAUUAACAGCAGUUAAAGUAAUAAUGUAUUUAUUGAAUUAUAUGACAAAAGAAGAAGAUAUUAAUAAUAUGUGUAGAAAAUUAUCUCCACCAUUAGUGACACUUCUUUCAAAUGGACCUGAAGUACAAUAUGUUGCUCUUCGUAAUAUUUUAUUAAUUAUACAAAAAAGACCUGAAGUAUUAAGAAAUGAUAUGAAAGUUUUCUUUUGUAAAUAUAAUGAUCCUAUUUAUGUUAAAUUAGCAAAAUUGGAAAUUAUGUUUCGUUUGGCAAAUGCGCGUAAUGUUGAUCAUGUUUUAUCUGAAUUAAAAGAGUAUGCUACAGAAGUUGAUGUUGAUUUUGUGAGAAAGGCUGUAAGAUCAAUUGGAAGAUUGGCGGUAAAGAUAGAAGUAACAGCCGAUAAAUGUAUAUCGGCAUUAUUAGAAUUAAUACAAACCAAAGUAAAUUACGUUGUACAAGAAGCCAUAGUAGUUAUUAAAGAUAUUUUUAGAAAAUAUCCUAAUCAAUAUGAAAGUAUUAUUGGUACUUUAUGUGAAAAUUUAGAUAAUUUGGAUGAACCCGAAGCAAAAUCCGCUAUGAUUUGGAUCAUUGGCCAAUAUGCCGAUCGUAUUGACAAUUCCGAAGAAUUAUUAGACGAUUUUCUUUUCACGUUUUUGGAGGAACCUGUUGAAGUACAAUUAAGUUUAUUAACUGCUACCGUAAAAUUGUUCAUUAAAAAACCCACGGCCGGUCAAUCUCUUGUACCUAAAGUAUUAAAAUGGGCUACUGAAGAUGUAGAUAAUCCAGAUCUACGUGAUAGGGGUUAUAUUUAUUGGCGAUUACUUUCAACCGAUCCUACUGCCGCAAAGACUGUUGUAUUAUCUGAAAAACCAAGGAUUUCAACUGAAAGUGAUAAUAUGGAACCUUCUUUGCUCGACGAGCUGUUAUUACAUAUUUCAAGUUUAUCAUCAAUCUAUCAUAAAUCUCCUCAAACCUUUAUUCAUCAUUCUAAACCAAGGCAAUUAAUUAUUUCUCCCGUAUUAAAUAGCAGAAAUCCUGAUCAAAAUGGUAAACAACGUAACACUUCUUUAUUUGAUGCUGAUUUAAACGAUCUUACUUCCGGUAAUCUUGGUAAUUACGAGUCAAAUCCUUAUCAUGUAGAUGUUGUAAAUAUUGGCGAUCGUACGCCUAAUAAUUUACUUUUAGAUCUAUAA
This is a messenger RNA of Funneliformis geosporum, 1956 nucleotides long. The record is from the annotation of a GenBank genome assembly. Lineage: Eukaryota; Fungi; Glomeromycota; Glomeromycetes; Glomerales; Glomeraceae.